GCCCCCCUCGCUCGGGCCCCGGCCCCGCGCCGCGCGCUCUUCACUUCUUGGGGGCUUUUUAAAACAGCGCCACUGGGGUCUUCUCCAUGCGGCUCGGGCUAUGACAGCCUCCGUGCUCCUCCACCCCCGCUGGAUCGAGCCCACCGUCAUGUUUCUCUACGACAACGGCGGCGGCUUGGUGGCCGACGACCUCAACAAGAACAUGGAAGGGGCGGCGGCGGCUGCAGCAGCGGCGGCAGCGGCGGCGGCGGCCGGGGCCGGGGGCGGGGGCUUCCCCCACCCAGCGGCGGCGGCGGCAGCGGCAGGGGGCAACUUCUCGGUGGCGGCAGCGGCCGCGGCCGCGGCGGCGGCGGCGGCCAACCAGUGCCGCAACCUGAUGGCGCACCCGGCGCCCUUGGCGCCAGGAGCCGCGUCCGCCUACAGCAGCGCCCCCGGCGAGGCGCCCCCGUCUGCUGCCGCCGCUGCUGCCGCCGCUGCCGCUGCCGCCGCCGCCGCCGCCGCCGCGUCGUCCUCAGGAGGGCCCGGCCCGGCGGGCCCGGCGGGCGCAGAGGCCGCCAAGCAAUGCAGUCCCUGCUCGGCAGCGGCGCAGAGCUCGUCGGGGCCCGCGGCGCUGCCCUAUGGCUACUUCGGCAGCGGCUACUACCCGUGCGCCCGCAUGGGCCCGCACCCCAACGCCAUCAAGUCGUGCGCGCAGCCCGCCUCGGCCGCCGCCGCCGCCGCCGCCUUCGCGGACAAGUACAUGGAUACCGCCGGCCCAGCGGCCGAGGAGUUCAGCUCCCGCGCUAAGGAGUUCGCCUUCUACCACCAGGGCUACGCAGCCGGGCCUUACCACCACCAUCAGCCCAUGCCUGGCUACCUGGAUAUGCCAGUGGUGCCUGGCCUCGGGGGCCCCGGCGAGUCGCGCCACGAGCCCCUGGGUCUUCCCAUGGAAAGCUACCAGCCCUGGGCGCUGCCCAACGGCUGGAACGGCCAAAUGUACUGCCCCAAAGAGCAGGCGCAGCCUCCCCACCUCUGGAAGUCCACUCUGCCUGACGUGGUCUCCCAUCCCUCGGAUGCCAGCUCUUAUAGGAGGGGGAGAAAGAAGCGCGUGCCUUAUACCAAAGUGCAAUUAAAAGAACUUGAACGGGAAUACGCCACGAACAAAUUCAUUACUAAGGACAAACGGAGGCGGAUAUCAGCCACGACGAAUCUCUCUGAGCGGCAGGUCACAAUCUGGUUCCAGAACAGGAGGGUUAAAGAGAAAAAAGUCAUCAACAAACUGAAAACCACUAGUUAAUGGAUUAAAAAUGGAACAAGAAGGCAACUUGAAGAAACGCUUCAGAACUUGUUGCUUUGCCCAGAUAAUGAUAAUAAUGCUUAAUAAUAAUUGAAGAAUGGGAAAGAGAAAGAGACAGACACUGGCAUUUUGCUCUCCUGAAGGAGAUCUCUUUCUCUUUAAUGGAAUCUACAACUGUUUUAAAACUUUAAGAAAGGUAAAGACUGCCAGUUCUUUCGCCAACCCCACCAGCCCAGCCCGUUAAAUGUCAAACGUCAACCCCCAAAAUACGCAAUUUCAGAUAAGUUACACAGUUACUGAAAUCUUGUAAGUAUUUAUGUGAUCGUUAUAUUUUAGGACACUGCGUUAGAUGGUAAUAAUCUGGAAGUUGGUUACAAAAGCAAGAGGCCAUUGUAAACAUCUGCUUGUCCUUCUUAGGUCGCCAUUCCCUUUGCAUGUUAAGCGUCUGCUCAGGUAAAUCUUAGUGAAAUUCCUACCGUUGUUGUAUGUUCUGCAAAACAUUUUAUGUAUAGAUUUAGAGGGGAAACGAGAAGGUACUGAAAUAAUAAUCUUGGAAUAUUUGCUGUGAAGGGAAAACGGGAGAGAAAACUCUUCUGAGGAUCAUUUGUCUUGGUAGUAUAGUAAAACCAACCAGCUGAACCUUUCAGGCUACAAGAGAAACCGAGUUGGUAAUGUCCUUUUCAGAAUAAUUUUUAAUUGCUUAUAACAAGCAUAUUUUGUGGCAUUUGGACUAUAUUUACUGCCCCAAUAUCCGUUAUUUUCCGAAGGAUUUGGUAUCUUUUUGAAAAUGUUUAAAUCAUCAGAAGAUCCGCAGAAUUCACUUUAUUUGAGAAAUCCCGAAAGUUUCCAUCCCAAUAUGAUGGACUUCGGUUUGAACACAAUUCGUUUUUUCAUUUGAAUUGGCAUUUCACAAUAUUUGCUAAACAUUUGCUGGAGAAAUCAUUUUUCUUUUUUCUUUUUUAGAAAACUCAAAAUGAAAAUUCAUUCCCCUGAAAUAUUUAGGCGUCUUCAUUCUAUAUUUUGAUCUAUUAAGAGAUUAGUAUUUUUCCAUGUUUAUUGUUUUAUCAGACUGCAUUAGAAAGAUUAGUGAUUCAUCUUCACAGCACAUUUUUAAGCAGUUAUUUCAACCAGCACAUUCGUUUUGUUCAUAUUCACUAUAGAAUGAUAUCUUGUAAAUAAAGACACUCAGCACACUGUGAAAAUGUAUUUGUGCACCUGCUUUUUAAAUAUUUCUACUAAAAAUGAAAAAAAAAAAAAAACCUUAGACCUGUUGAUAGUGAUGUAGUGGUAUUAAUUCUGUUAAUAAAAUAGUCACUGCCAUUAAAAUCUGCAGAAAAUACUCUUUUCUUUCCUAUGCUAAAUGUGCACUGCACAGAAAGAAAAGGAGCAGGUUUGUCUUAUAUAAACCAAGGACCAUUCUUUAUUAUUAUUCAGUACUUUUUUUUGCUACCAAAUUUUUAAGAAAAGGGAGAAACCCCUCAUAACUAAAAUCCUAAAAAAUGAUAAGUGCUUCAAGGAGUUUAAAGUGUCAGAUAUUCCAAAAGGGAGAGAAAAGAAAGGAGGAAGAGAUAGUAUGAAUUCCCAGGCUCCCUGUGGAAAAUGAAAACCAGUUGUUUUGUAUCAGCAAUGCCUAGGCUGUCGUAUUUUAAAAUCUGCUGUUGGGUCUGCAUGUGUCUGAGAGGGCAGGUUUUGAUAUCUGUUGAAAUGACAGGACUACGAAAGGCCUUAAACCUUGACCUUGACGAAAAAAGACAAUUUGUGACCUUGACUUUUGACAGCUCAUGAAUUGGCCUUAGCUGGAUUAGUAGAUCAAGGGCGCCACCUCGCGUUGUCAAGCCUCCUUGUAAUUUUUCAACCAAGGGAAUCAAGAGCUCUUACCUCCUUGACUUUAGAGAUUCAGUACUCAAUUAUUUGGCUCCGGAUGCAGCAAAUUUGAAUAUAUGUAAAUUAUACAUGUCCCUGUAUAUAUGUAAAUAUAUAUCAUAUGUGUACACAUGUAUACAUUUGCAUAUUAGUGCUUGUGUGUGCUUGUAUAUAUAUUUGUAGAAUCUGUACAGAUAUCGUAUCAUUAAUUGCUAAUGACCCAAGAUAUUGUAAUUUAAGGUGAUUCCUAGAGUUGAGGUACAAAAUGUACUUUACAAGAUGAAGCCUUGUUCCUUUUCUCUAAUGGCUAAGUUCGAUUUGUCUUCACAGUGGCUUUCUCUGCAUCAGAUUUCUGCAGAUCUGCUUUAAAGCUGUACAUUUUUGUUACAGUCAAAGAUGUGUUCUUAAAUCACCAUUCUUUCCUGGUCCUCACCCUCCAAUGUGGUCUCGAAUUCUAAUUAGAGCUACUGAGGAGUCUUUACAGCAAAUUAAGAUUCAGAUGCCUUGCUAAUUCUAGAGUUUUAGAGUUACGUUUCAGAAAUUCUAAGAAACCGCUCUUGAGAGGUCAAUAAAGAGGACUUAAUAUUUCAUAUCUACAAAAUGACCACAGGAUUGGAUACAGAUCUGAGUUAUCCUGGAUAACUCAGAGCUGAGUACUGCUCCAGGGUGGUGUGCAAUCUUAUAUUGAUGCUUGUGAAUCUGCCAUUUUAUUUGUAGGAUAAAUAAAUAUGUUUAAUAUUAACAACUUCCAUCAAAACUAUAAUAAUAAUAUAUCUGCUGUUGACCUCUAACAACAAUCAGGUGCUGUAUUCAGAGUCAUAAAGAAUACAUAAGUAUGUUUGUAUAUUUAAUACACACAUAGGAUAAUGUGUUUUUGUCAAAUCUAUGCUAUGCACAUAUGUAUUAAAAUGUUGGUGGAACCAGUAGCCGUGGGAUGCAGAAUUGUGAGAUGCAGGCUAAUUUUAUCUUUAUAUUAGAGGAAAGUAACAGUGAAUGGAAGAACCAGAUUCAACAUUUUAUGGAAAAUAUUAUUGAUUGGUUACAAAAGUGGUUGCCGGAAACCUCUCCAACCUCUCCUGAGGACUCACAGCUUCUUUAUAGAUGAGAAUUAUGGAAAGAGUCUCUAAAGCUGUCUCAAAAACAGGCUGGUGUUGAAACAUACAUAUCGAAAGGGCUUGAGAAAUUCAAUUAUAUUUUGCUGCCCUGAGGAUUUUCACUCCACUUGUGGAAACAAAUGAUAAUGUUGCUUCAGACCCACCUCUCCACCUCUUGUUCCAAACAGUACUCCAUUUCCAAAUGAGCUGCCAUCAAGCCAAAGUAACAACUUUCUCCCAAAAUGUUUAAAGUGGUGGAAAAUCCCCUCAAAGCUGGAUCAAACUGUGUGUUUAAGAACAGCUCCAAAAGGGACUCUUCUGUUGACGGGGGAUAUUUUUCUUUAGAUGUAAGAAAUAUUCUGAGCCUCGAGCCUAGGAAGGAGGCCAACAGCAGCUCUCCAGCCGGGAUACCGCCCCUUUCGAAAGCCAUCACCACUGCAGGAACCCUGGGUAAAGUAGUAGCCUUCUUUUUUUCUCUCUAGUUUUUGAAACUGUAAUGACAGAAGAUAUUUCAGGGUUGUUGUGGGGUUUUUUGCCCCCAGUUCUAAAACGGUCAUUGAUAGUAUCGAUCUUACCUAACUCUCCUUCUAUUUAAAAUUUCUAUGGAUCUACCAGAUAACCAGAGGUGGGCAUGGAUUAUUUAUGAUGGCUCCUUUAAUGCCCAAAUAGCAAUCAGUCCAAAACCUGAAAGAAAGGAAAAAAAAUGUCCAAGGAGAGACCAGCCACCUCCUGAAAAACAGGAAUAAUAGUAUCAGCCACUGAUCCAUGAAUAAUGUUGUUGAAAACCUGACUGAAGUAUUUUUUUCUAAAAAGAAAACUCUUCCUGAAUAAAAAAUAAUAAAAAUAGGACUU
Molecule: messenger RNA, 5085 nt
Organism: Chlorocebus sabaeus (green monkey)
Lineage: Eukaryota; Metazoa; Chordata; Mammalia; Primates; Cercopithecidae
Gene: HOXA13
Product: homeobox A13
Biological process (GO): regulation of DNA-templated transcription
Molecular function (GO): DNA binding; DNA-binding transcription factor activity, RNA polymerase II-specific
Source: RefSeq, a predicted model, not a curated record